AUGGAAAAACAGAAGAAAUUCUACAGCGACGUCGUCAUUAUCGGAGCAGGCUUGUCGGGUAUCGAUAUGGCAUGCCAGCUCCAACGGCAAUUACAUGUCAGCGACUAUGUGAUUUACGACCGCGCUCGAGAAUUAGGUGGAGCCUGGGCAGCGAACAAAUACCCCGGAUGCAGUGUUGAUAUACCCGGCGCUUUGUAUUCGUUGUCAUGGUUCCCGAACCCGGACUUUACCAGUCUUUUUCCAUCUCAGAAAGAGAUAUUGUCCUACAUCCAACGCGUCGCUUGCGUGAACCAUGUCAAUGAACAUGUGAGGGUUCAGACUGAGUGGAAAGGUGCCCAGUGGGUAGAAGCCUCUGGUACAUGGCAUGUGUAUCUCUGCGAUUUGAAUACGGAAGAGGAAUUUCUUCACGAAGCCAAAGUCUUGAUCUCCGCUGUUGGGGGUUAUACAAACCCCAAGCUCCCCGCUUUGCCUGGGUUGGAGAAGUUUGAAGGCCCCGUGGUGCAUACUGCCAAAUGGAGUAAAGAGUACGACCUCCGAGGCCUCAACGUGGCCGUGGUGGGUAACGGAUGCUCUGGCUCACAGGUAGUUCCUGCUGUAAUUGAUGAAGUCAACAGCCUGACGCAGUUUAUUCGGAGCCCACAACAUUAUGUCCCGAUGCCCAUAGGCAACUAUCGAUUUGGAAAAGCACUGCGCGCUUGUUUCUCCUAUAUUCCGCUGACCUUGUUGCUUAUCCGUUGGCUGAUCUUUUGGAUUCUUGAUACAACCCUUGCGCAGUUUUACGACAGUUACAAAGGGAAAGGAAUAAGGGAAGAGAGAGCUUCUUACAGUCGGAAGUAUAUUACAGAGAACGCCCCUGAGCGAUACUGGCCUUUGCUCACGCCUGGCUAUGACCUUGGAUGCAGACGAAGGAUACUGGAUAAUCACUACAUACGGUCGCUUCGCAACCCUAGAAUGAAGUUGAUCAAGGACUCGAUUGCACAAGUUGACUCGAAAAGUGUGACAACAGGUUCAGGCGACAAAUACCCGGUUGACUUCAUCGUUCUCGCGACGGGGUUCGAGUUCACACAAUGGAAAGCCAAUGAAGUGAUAGGAAGGCAAGGAAAAUCUCUGAAACAGCACUGGGACCAUCGAGGUGGCAUUGGCGCUUACAAGACUGUGGCGAUGAACGAAUUUCCUAAUAUGUUCUACUUGCUGGGUCCGAAUGCUGGCAGUGGACACACAUCUGUCCUUUUUGCGAUGGAGUGCUCGGUCAACCUUGUUAUUGCACGUCCUAUACUCCAGCGACAGGCAUCGAUUGUCGAGGUGUGCAAAGGGGCUGAGACUGAGUGGUGUGACACCAUACAGACUGCUCUCAGCAAAACGGUAUUAGCACGCAACUGUUCAAAUAUUGACGUCCGCGACCUUGCUGAAAUGCAUAUAGCUGCACUCACAAACCCAGCUGCCGCCAAUAAGCGCUUCGUUAUUGGACAUCCGCUGUCGUUCGACGAGAUAGCUGAGUACCUUCGCAAGCUUCCUGAAUUAGAGGAACGUAUUGGGGAAAACAGUGGGAUUAUUCCCCCGGUGCCACGCUUUGACAUUGAAGAAGCCGUUGAGGUAUUCGGAGACUUGGCUCGAGGGAGGUCUAAGGAGCAGACAUUUAUUGAUACAGCUAAGCAACUCCUUAAGCUUGAACGGGCUAUACCAAAAGCAGAGAACACUGUAUAA
Penicillium crustosum is the source of this 1704-nucleotide messenger RNA. Its product is annotated as flavin-containing monooxygenase. The record is from RefSeq and is a predicted model, not a curated record. NCBI's taxonomy places the organism in Eukaryota, Fungi, Ascomycota, Eurotiomycetes, Eurotiales, Aspergillaceae. The transcript is spliced from 9 exons. The coding region runs from base 1 to 1704 and encodes 567 amino acids. Gene Ontology annotation, molecular function: NADP binding; N,N-dimethylaniline monooxygenase activity; flavin adenine dinucleotide binding.